AUGCCACCAUGCAUUAACUGGCUUCAGCCUCUCCUCGCCUUGAUCUCUUCUCCUUUGGUCACUCGUGGUCACCACUGUCCACCACGCUGCUCAUGUGCAGACCACUAUACUGUGGACUGCAGUGGUCAAGGACUAACUAGAGUCCCAGAUGAGAUCCCUCUGAAUGUCCGCCGCCUGGUGCUCUCCAACAACUGGAUUUCCUGGAUACCAUCCGAUUUCCUGAUCCUCUACAGUGACCUCACAUAUCUCGACCUAAGGAACAACUCCCUCUCGUACCUGGACCCAGUAACCCUGAGCACAUCUUCAGGAUUAGUCUUCCUGGAUCUUGCGAACAACAACUUGACAAAAAUUGCCUCCAGGACAUUUAUGGAGUCCAGGAACCUGAUCAAACUACGACUAGGUAACAACCCCUAUCUAAAUAUGGUUGACACUGACGCUUUUUUGGGUUUGACAGCCUUGAGGGAGCUGGAUCUCCAGAGAAACGGCUUCACCUUGCUGGACGUCAGGGUCCUGGAACCCCUGCGUUCUCUUCAGAUUCUGCACGUUGAAGGCAACCCAUGGCUCUGCAACUGCAACUUUGCCAAGCUUUAUUUGUGGCUAACAGAAAACCAACACAAGCUGCCAACAGGUAUGGAGGGAAUCAAGUGCUUCUUGCCUCUGAAUGGGCAUCACGUUCCUCUAAGCUUACUCUCUGAAGACAGUUUUCGGCAGUGCCGCGGUGUCCUGGCACUGAAGGACUACAUCAUCGUCAUCUUCUCUGGUAUUUCCGUUUCGGUGGCAGCCAUUGUGACCAGCUUCUUGCUUGCCUCCACUGUAAACUGUUUUCAUCGCCUCAGCAGAGGUUGCAGAGGAGAUCAAGAGGAAGGGAACCAAUAAUGAUGAUGAUUGAAUGAUGACCCAAAAAGAUGACAUUUAAAAUGAACUGUUUUGUGUUUCAGAAGGGCUGGACAUAUACUAGACAAAUGCAACAGACUGAGUUUGAUUUGUUUUAUUGUGGGCUCAUUUCUCAUUUGAAAGGGCUUCAUGUGUUGUGUCGACAAUGAACAAUAAUUUGUAUCAAAACUUUAAUUUUAAUUAAGAGUUUUUACUAAGAUAUAAACCAUAUUUUGUAAAUCCCAUUUUUGUCAAACUGAUGAAAUGAUUUAUAAGUAACACUUGACGUAGCCCUACUUUCCCUUCCCUUCUCAACUUCAAUUUAUAGCUUCUUUUAAAAUCAAAUAUGAAGAAAAUGCUGGUAGCACAUUCUAAUUCCUUAACAUUUUGCAAUUCAAAAGUGUAUACACUUGACAGUCAUCUGUGCUGUAGGACAGAUGGCCACUCCCGUCUGAGGAUCUGCCCGAGAUAAUGCUCGGAGCAGGGCUGACAGCCAGCCAAUGGCCAUGCAGGUUUAUUAAGAUUCAGCGGCGGUGGUGUAAUAAAGAGUUUACAUCUGCGAGGAUUGUGUGAGAUUGCCUGAAAACAUGCAGUAUAAUGAUCAACUAAGCUGUUCAACCAUGAUUGAGCUUUCAGGAUCCUCACUUUACCUUACUGAAAACAGACAGGGACGCUAGAGAGUGUCUACUUCAAUCUAAUGUAAUUUUCAGUGAAUACAUUUUAAGGUUAUAAACAAUU
Molecule: messenger RNA, 1611 nt
Organism: Cynoglossus semilaevis (tongue sole)
Lineage: Eukaryota; Metazoa; Chordata; Actinopteri; Pleuronectiformes; Cynoglossidae
Product: leucine-rich repeat-containing protein 38-like
Exons: 2
Coding region: 1-876 (291 amino acids)
Cellular component (GO): voltage-gated potassium channel complex
Molecular function (GO): transmembrane transporter binding; voltage-gated potassium channel activity; potassium channel activator activity
Source: RefSeq, a predicted model, not a curated record